CCAGAGGUAUUUGAACGUUCCUUUAUAUUUGAAUUCCAAUCCCUUUAGCUACGAUUUCAACUCAUUUUUCAAAUCUCCUCCCCCGCCCUCUCUCUCUCCGCAAAACCCUAGAAUUCGUGUUAUUCAAUCAGAUUGCCGAUGACGAUGGUUCCGUCCAUCGGUCGGCAAAUCUCGAAUUCACCGGCCGACGGCAUAUCUAACCUCCGGUUCUCAAAUCACAGCGAUCACCUUCUCGUUUCUUCAUGGGACAAGAAUGUGAGAUUGUACGACGCGAGCGCUGAUUCGUUCAGAGGGGAGUUCAUGCACGGCGGUCCUGUACUCGAUUGCUGCUUCCAUGACGAUUCCUCUGGGUUCAGUGCUUGUGCCGACAACAAAGUCAGACGGCUUGUUUUCAAUGUUGGGAAAGAAGAUAUUCUGGGAAAGCAUGAUGCACCAGUGCGUUGCGUUGAGUAUUCUUAUGCUGCAGGACAAGUGAUCACAGGAAGUUGGGAUAAAACCCUCAAAUGUUGGGAUCCAAGAGGUGCCAGUGGGCCAGAACACACAUUAGUUGGAACAUAUCAGCAAACGGAGCGUGUUUAUUCUCUAUCUCUUGUUGGAAAUCGAUUAGUUGUGGCAACAGCAGGAAGGCAUGUAAACAUCUAUGAUCUUAGGAAUAUGUCUCAACCUGAGCAAAGAAGGGAGUCUUCACUGAAAUAUCAGACCAGAUGUGUACGCUGUUAUCCCAAUGGAACAGGAUAUGCACUUAGCUCUGUUGAAGGAAGGGUAGCAAUGGAGUUCUUUGAUCUAUCCGAGGCCACUCAAGCUAAAAAAUACGCUUUCAAAUGUCACCGGAAAUCAGAGGCUGGAAGGGACAUUGUCUACCCUGUAAACGCCAUCGCGUUCCAUCCAAUUUAUGGUACUUUUGCGACUGGAGGUUGUGAUGGGUUUGUCAACAUUUGGGAUGGGAACAACAAGAAGAGGCUGUAUCAGUACUCAAAAUACCGUUCGAGUGUAGCAGCCCUCUCAUUUAGCCGAGAUGGCCGGUUACUGGCUGUUGCUUCAAGCUACACUUUUGAAGAGGGAGAGAAACAGCAUGAACCAGAUGCCAUAUACGUACGGAGUGUGAAUGAGAUCGAAGUGAAACCGAAACCCAAAGCAUACCCGAAACCCCCGGCAUAGACAAAAUCCCAUCUUCAGUUUGUUCGGUUCUCUGCCUAGCAGGUAAUGGUAAUAGCUUUAUUACAACGUCAAGAUUUGAUGAUCUGCUUUGUGAAUUCGGAGGAUCAUUUAGUAGCAAGUGUGUGGUUUAUCUAAUGUGUGCAAUGUCCAAAUACUAGUGCUGCACAAAAAUAUCCGUUUUUUUAGGAUAUCCGAUUCUGGGUAUUUGCGUCACGGCCGAAGAGAUGGAAUGUGAUCAUCAAUCAGAUGGGUUAUCUAAUCGUGACUAGAAUUUAGGUUGACGUGGA
Molecule: messenger RNA, 1445 nt
Organism: Tarenaya hassleriana
Lineage: Eukaryota; Viridiplantae; Streptophyta; Magnoliopsida; Brassicales; Cleomaceae
Product: mitotic checkpoint protein BUB3.2-like
Exons: 9
Coding region: 139-1158 (339 amino acids)
Biological process (GO): mitotic spindle assembly checkpoint signaling
Cellular component (GO): kinetochore; mitotic checkpoint complex; bub1-bub3 complex
Molecular function (GO): ubiquitin binding
Source: RefSeq, a predicted model, not a curated record